CUUGUUGGUCUGCUGUCCCAGUUUGUCCCGGUUUAAUCCAUGUUUCACGCCCGUUGUUCAAAACAUAAUGUAACAAGGGCUCCAUGCACCGCGAUGCGGUGCAUUGGUGGAGCGGCAUCCGCCAGGUAUGUGUUUGAACGGGGGAACGUGCCGGACGGCGCCUGGCGCCACUGGGACGCGGUGAGCGGAAGUGGAGAGAAGACGAGAUUGCUGCCUUGGUUCUGGUCUGCCAACUACAGAGCUAAGCAUCGUGUUGAGACAGAUACAGAGAGGAGAUGAUGGUUGUGCAGAUGGUGUUUUGCUGACGGAGUGUGGCGUAUGGUGCUGAUAGACGGCCUGCUGCCCUGUCUGUCCCGGCCCCUGCUACCUAAUGGUGGACAACCUACGUACGUACCUACGCCGCACGCAAUGGAAGCCUGCCCCUCAUUGCUGGGACCUGCCUAAUCCAUAGCGGGGUUAGGGAGAACGGUGAGGAGCUCCCAGGAUGUAUCGUGUCUUGUACAACGC
Molecule: messenger RNA, 507 nt
Organism: Ilyonectria robusta
Lineage: Eukaryota; Fungi; Ascomycota; Sordariomycetes; Hypocreales; Nectriaceae
Exons: 1
Coding region: 40-279 (79 amino acids)
Source: RefSeq, a predicted model, not a curated record